UACGAUUAGUUUGUGACGUUUGUCAUUUAAAAUUUAAUUGGCAUCUAUAUUUUUUUAAAUAUUAUCUACUUUUCGAGCCUUGCUUUUACCUUUAUGGACAAUUUUAAUAUGCAUCGAAUUUUUGUGAGUCAACUUAUCAAACGAAUAGACUUCAACACCAGAAAAUAUAGCGGGAAAAAGGAAGCAAAAAAAACAAAAAAAGAUGUCGAACCCCGAAGAAUCUUCAAAGUGUAUCGCUAUGGAGGUAUUCUAAGCAAGGAACAACCUAAAUUGCAAAAUUACGAACUGGAUGUCAGCACGUGCGGAAAGAUGGUCCUUGACGCUCUGAUCAAACUGAAGGACAUGGACCCUUCGCUGACGUUUCGAAAGUCUUGCCGCGAAGGCAUCUGCGGCUCCUGUGCCAUCAACUUACAAGGUCGAAAUUGCCUCUCUUGUAUCACAGAAAUUCCACCAGAUAAGAAAAUUACCAUCUAUCCUUUACCUCACAUGUACGUCAUCAGAGACUUGGUCGUUGACAUGACUCACUUCUUCAAGGGCUACAAUAGCAUUCGACCUUAUUUGGUAAGGAAGAACCCCAUACCGAUGGGGUCUGGGCAGUACGCGCAAAGCGUUGCUGACAGUGACAUGAUGGUAGGAUUGUAUGAAUGCGUAUUGUGUUCUUGUUGUGCCACAGCAUGUCCUAGCUACUGGUGGAAUGGAAGGAGGUUCCUAGGCCCAGCUAGUUUACUCCACGCUUACAGAUGGGUCAUAGAUAGCAGAGAUGACGACACGGAGCAAAGACUAUUCGACCUUCGUGAUGAUUUCAAGGCGUUUCGUUGUCACACCAUCAUGAACUGCACUCUGGAUUGUCCUAAGGGUCUGCAUCCAGCCAUGGCGAUUGCAAAGUUGAAGAGACUGAUCUCGGGUUUGGAUAAGAAGCCGAGCCCCGAAAUUGAUCCGAUGAAGUUCGGAAGCGCUGGAAGUCUGGAACAAUGUAUUAAGAAACACUCAUAAAUUUUUUAGACAUUUAAUAAAAUCUUUUGUAUA
Manduca sexta (tobacco hornworm) is the source of this 1026-nucleotide messenger RNA. RefSeq names its product succinate dehydrogenase iron-sulfur subunit. The coding region runs from base 94 to 993 and encodes 299 amino acids. Gene Ontology annotation, biological process: tricarboxylic acid cycle; respiratory electron transport chain; aerobic respiration. Gene Ontology annotation, molecular function: electron transfer activity; 2 iron, 2 sulfur cluster binding. The record is from RefSeq and is a predicted model, not a curated record. The transcript has a single exon. Lineage: Eukaryota; Metazoa; Arthropoda; Insecta; Lepidoptera; Sphingidae.